AUUCAUUGGUCCUGACUCGUCCAAAUAUCGAAGAUGCGAUACAUGUAUCAUGCAUUGCGUUGAGACUCGACCAAUCUAUACUCGAAUAGGCCAAUAUUAGACUACCUAGACUCUGUGUUGGCAGGAGUGGUUUUUCCAAACAACAUAGGCAAAAUGACGACAGCUUCGACUCUUCUCGCACAAAAGGCCAAGCUGGCCACGGGGCAGACCAUCCCCCGGAUCCAGCUCGGGCUGUACAUGAUGUCCCGCAGCGAGGCGUCGCGCUCCGUGUGCUGGGCCCUCGAGGCCGGGUACCGCGGCUUCGACUGCGCGCAAAUGUACCGCAACGAGGCCGAGGCGGGCGCGGCGAUCCGCGAGGCCAUUGACGGCAGCGGCGGCAGCAGCAGCAGCAGCAGCAGCAGCAGCAGCAGCAAGCUGACGCGCGAGGACGUCUUUUACACGACCAAGCUGGCCAGCAACAGCGAGUCGUACGACGCGGUGCGCAAGUCCAUCCGCAAGUCGGUCGACGCCUGCGGGCUCGGGUAUGUGGAUCUGUUCCUGCUGCACAGCCCCUACGGAGGACGCGAGGCCAGGCUCACGAGCUGGAGGGCCGUGGAGGAUGCUAUCGACGCGGGCGAGGUGAAGAUGGGCGGUGUGAGCAACUAUGGGGUGCAGCAUAUCGAGGAGCUCAUGGCCUCGAAGCCCCGGCACCACCCUGUCAUCAACCAGAUCGAGGUGCACCCCUUCAACACUCAAAUCUCGAUCCGGGAAGCGUGCGCCAGGCAUAACAUUGUCAUUGAAGCAUAUGCGCCUUUGGCACGAGCUAUGCGGAUGAGGGACCCCACCAUGGUGUCGCUGAGCAAAAAGUACGGCUGCACCGUUGCUCAGCUCUUUGUCAAGUGGUCAUUGCAGCAGGGCUUUGUGACUCUGCCCAAGAGCAGCAAGCGAGAGCGCAUAGUUGAGAACGUGGACGUUGGUGGCUUUGAGAUUUCACAGGAGGACAUGGAGAAGAUGAAUGGACUGGAUGAGAAGCUGGUUACGGAUUGGGAUCCUACCGAUGCGGACUGAUAAACGGCCUGAUCUCAAUCGUUGCCGGGGAUGUGAAUAUAACUUUGGCAAACUGCGGGACUUACCGUGAAAUUCCCAUCAUUCUAGAUUCUACCUUGUG
Messenger RNA from Pyricularia oryzae 70-15, 1147 nucleotides. Its product is annotated as aldo-keto reductase. Lineage: Eukaryota; Fungi; Ascomycota; Sordariomycetes; Magnaporthales; Pyriculariaceae. The transcript is spliced from 5 exons. The record is from RefSeq and is a predicted model, not a curated record. Gene Ontology annotation, molecular function: oxidoreductase activity. The coding region runs from base 154 to 1047 and encodes 297 amino acids.